AUGGGUUCCAGAAAGCCGAGCACGUGGUCGGUGACGCUCAAGAGGGACAACAAACACCAUCCGUGGGGUAUCCGGCUGGCGGGCGGAGCGGAUCUGAACACUCCGUUGACCAUAACCAAGGUAAUAUUACAACAUAUAAUUAUAAAUAAUGUGCGAUACACCUUUAUAUUGCGUUUUUUCGUAAAUUCUCCGUGAUUCUAGAUUCGGAGCGAAGCGAUUUGGUUUUAACAAUGACGUUUAUUUUUUUUUGUCUUUUUAAAAAACGGAAAAAUAUACGAAAUGUGUUAGUAAAAAAUAUUACGAAUUUUUUUCCUUUGAACAAAUUUUGUACCUAUUAGAAUUGCUGCUCCGAUUUUCAAAUGUUAAACUUUUUCUGAAAGGCAAUUUGACUGAGAUGGAGAUAUACUCCUGGGAUACACUUUAGAAAAAAGUGUAAAUAUAACGGCCCUUCAAAACGUGUGUGUAACCAAACUCCGUUUAGAAUCGUUUUUCGUUAGCAACGAUUAAUCGUUGCGUAUAGAAAUUUAUUAAAUGUCCUCUCUAUACCUUCCCAACUUCUCACCCAUAACAGUGGCCCGCUCACUGUGCGAAGUAUGUCCGUUUGUUUUUUUUUUUCAUUCGGUAUGUCUACGAAAACACUAUACGUACCUAUUUACUUGUGGUUGAUAGGCGGUCAGACGAGUACCCCCUAUAUACAGGAGCCCAGGAUUGACCGGGAAAAAUGUGCGGUCAUUUUUGUGGAACCUUAAAAAGUUUUUAUUUUUUUUUUUCGCUUUUUCACUUUCUUAUACCAAACGUGAGUAAAUCUUUAGAAUUCAAUUCUCUUUAGUUUGUUUCAAUUUGUAUUUUCUCCUACCUAGUCAUGAUUGCGACUAGAAGCGGGACCGCCUCUAAAGCGUCUUCAAGCCCUUCGGUCCUUGGUAAUGUUCGCUGCACAGACGCGUUUCGAGUGCGAGGAAUUCCUUUAUGCUCGUGCAGGUUAUACAAUAUAGGUACUUACCUUAAAAGGUUCACGAGCGGAUAACGUACCUCCACGUAUUGUGGAGGCGAGUGUAUAUACUUCUGAGAACGCAUACGCGUACGUGUCGCGCACCUAAAUUUUUGGUAACAAUAGUAUUUACCUAUUCGAUUCUGCGUGUGCGAGAUUUUUGUUUUUUUUUUUUUUGUUUGUUUCUGUUAAACCAUAAUUAUCGUCUAUUAUACGGAUCGUUUUUUUUUUUUUUUUUAUUAUUAUUAUUUGCUUAUUGUGAUGUUUUACAACCUACCUAUUGAUAAUAAAUAUAACUUCUAUACUAGUACAGGUAUCCGUUUUGGUUUUUACAAAGUUCAAGAUUGUUGUUUUUAACUUUACCGCUUGUAUACGUAAUUCAAAUCGAUAUUUUUGUCGAGUGCGUAGGUUUAUGCUGUAUAUUAUACCUAUUACAUUGCAACUCACCCAUAGAUCAAAGUAUCGCGUCAAUAAUUUUUAUGUCGACUGGAUAAAUAUUUGUGUUCUUUUUUAUUACCAUGUUUAGUGUUUACUCUAAUUAUACAUUCUUCAACUAUACGUAAUAUACACAGGUAGCUGCUGGUAAUGCAUUCGAUGUUAUACAGGUGUUUUUUUUGUCUUAAUACAACUUUAAGUAGGUACCCGCUUUACUAAAAUUAUAUUAUAGAAAAUUUUAAACAUUUAAUGUAUUUGAGCCAAAUUUUCGGACUUGAUGAUAAUAUUUUCAACCGUCUUAUUUAUAAUUAUCCGUAACAGACCAAGCUGAUGCUGCAGCGUGUCUAUACUUGCCAAAAUGUAUAACCAUUUAAAAAUACAUAUUAUAAUAUGAGCUUUAAUGGUUUUAGGCUGAAGUCAUUAGUCGAAUAGUUGAUAUGGAAACGUGCACACUGCAUAAAAUGUGCUCUGGUUUCUUAAUGUAAAAUAUUUGCUAAUAUAAAUUACGUUUUAUUUUUUUGUAACUGGCUUUUUUAUUAUUAACCGCCGUACUUGUAUAUUAAAACAUUAUGCAUUGAGUAAAACACUGAUAUAUAUAUAUAUAUGACAAAACCGUUAAGAAAUCGAUGGGCCGUGUUACAUUAUAUAUCAUACAAAUUUAAAGACAAGUCUUGGCUAUUUAUAGCUUAUACCUAUCUGAAUUAUCGUUUGCAGUUGUUACUGUUUUGUGUAUCUAAUUGUAAAUUAUAUUUAUAUACCUAUUGUUGAAAGGAAAAUGGAAUGUUCUACUUUUGGCCGUUCGUUAUAUUUAUAUCUUACAUUAUACUAGACUUUUUUAAUUGUAAAUAAUUAUUAGGUAGGAACGUAUUAUCUUAUACAUUCCAAUAACGUCCAUUUUUUUGUUGAAAUAGCUCUUGAAGUUUGACUUAGGUAGGGAGAGAGCACUGGAGUCAGUACUCGAGUUAAUAAAAUUAAAGAAGAGGGACUAUAAGACGUAAAAAAAAAAUUAGCAUUCCUUGUAAUUAUUGAACUCAACUCAACUCGUGGGAGACUUACACACCUUUCACACUAAUUUUUCAACAUAAUUCAGUAAUUCAUAAUUUCCGAAAACAAACACUACCUACCGCAGGCUAACUUUUGAUUUCCUAGUAUCUACUAUAGUAGAUAUUCUUUACAUAUUUUAGAUUCUAAUAUGAUGGUUACCACUAUGAUUCUAUUAUGAUCAUGUGUUUGUUCUUUUUCUGUAUGUGAACAAUUUUUCUACCAGAAAUCUUGUUUUUUCUAGGUUAUUUUUUCAUUUUCUUUAUAAUAUUCUUAAUUACGAGGAAACCCCUAGAAAAAACGUGGAGAAAACUUGUAACUGUUACAUUUAUUGCUUCUGUUUUAUUCUAUUUCAUUUAUCUUUGUUGAAAAAUAAUCAUAGAGAUCAGAAAUUCCACUGAAUACUUUUAUAGUCUCUUAUAUACAGUUCUUUCCAGACAUGGUACCUUAUAUCCUCCACUGCGUCUCAUGCGUUCCACUUCAUACAAAUAUUAAAGGUACACUUACAUUUCUGAAAAAUUAUUUGAGGUACUCCGUCCCUCUGCUUCCCCCCUCAAUUCGAGUACUAAGUCUGGAGUACUAUUCAAAAUCCGCACGCCGAACCGCCAUACAAAUGAUACUCCGCUACUUUCCCCCACUCAAACUUAAAAUUGGAAUGUUCCGUGAACAUUUCACCACCAAAAUUUAUUUAAACUAAUAGUCUAUCAAUUUAUGGAAAUUUAAUGUAGCUUAACAUUCUAAAAUCAAAAGUUGGUAGUUGUUUCACGCCCAAAAAUAAAGGUGACAAAAUAUAAUGGAAAUGUAAUAUUUUAGAACUGUUUGUAUCUUAAAUGGUUAUACAAACAUUUUUCAAGUUAAGUUGACUUUAUAAUACUUUGUGAAAUAAUAAGUGUUCAACGACAAAAGAAUCACCCUGUUUAUGAUUAUUAAUUUUUUGAUUUCUAACCAAGUAUGGUAGUUGAAAUUAAAACACAUUUUAUAUUGUUAUAACUUUUAGGUCUCGUUGUGAAUAGGAAAAGUAAAACAAAAUGCUAAUUUUAAACAAAACACUAAUUUGUUAUAGUGAGAAAUUAGAGAUAUUUGUGUUAACAUUAAUAUAAGGUAAUUAUUAAAGGUAACAUUAUUAAGAUACAGGUAGAUCGGAUUUUAUACCUAUUUGAAAUAUUGAUUUGGAUUUGAAAAAAGUCUGCGAUGUUACAUCUUAUGAACGCUUAAUUUUAAAUUUUCUCUGAAACUAUAAGAUAUAAAAAGUUGAUCUAAAGAUCAUUAAAAAAAACUUAACUAAAAGAUACAAAAUAUGAAUUAAACAAAUUAUUUCAGUUGUAUACAAUUAAAUAAAUUUUUCAAUUUCAGCUAAAUUGUUCUUUAGCUACUCAAAUUUUUGAAACCGAUUUAAACGGAUUUUGUGGUUAGAGCUCUUCUUAGAAUCAAUUUGCUGGCAUGUAGCAGUGCAGUAAAAAGAUUCAGAACUUUAUCUGAUAUAGUUCAUUCACUAUAAAGCUUUAAAUUUGUACAUCAUAAAAACACCCCCUCCCCUUUCUAAAUUGUCAUAAUUUUUGAACUAAUUGAUUAAUAAUGUAUAAAACUACUUCGUCACAGUAAAAUAGUAAUUAUUUAAAUAAUGUUCUUCACAAAAAAAUUACAUGAAACAUAUUUUUUGAUAUAUGUAGGCAGUUUGUUAUAUGCUGUGUAAUUUAAUUUCAUUAUACUUUCAGUUUAUCUAAAGUAAGUCCAUUAGAUAGGCAUUACUUGCGUUAACCUUACAAUAUAUAUAUUUUAAUUGAUUCACUAAAAAAUAUUAAAAAUCAAAAAAGACUUUGUAAGCGAUCUUUAUUUCAUGAUUAAUGGGCGAAUGGCACGUCUUUCAUUUGUGUGAUUGUCGUGGAUUUCAUCAAAAUAAAUCUAUUCUAUAAAUAUAUAUUAUAAUAUAUUAUAAAGGACUCAUACUCGUAUAAUUAUUCCUUGAUAAAACAUUUGUUUUUCUUUCUAUUGUAUAAUUGGUUUUGUCUAUUAUAUGCUAGUCCCGAACUAUCUCAUCACGCAACACAGUAUGUGUAUUCUAAAAUGUGAGUAUUGUAUAGGUACACACAAUAUUAUUGUUCCAAGUCCGUGACCACGCCACGAAAUCACCACUUCAGGAAUCAUAAAAUGUAUUAUGUACCUUCCUGUGAACGUGCAUACAUUUUUAUUCGGGUCACAUUACCUUUAUGUAUGUACAUUAUACCUAUCUUUAGAUGCCUGUAAAGGUACUUGUUGUUUUAGAACAUUGAACUUUGUAUACUGUAUAGUUUAUUUAACAGUUAAAACAUACACCGCGUGAAAUCAAUAAUAGUAUAACAUACGUUAUCCACGCGUGUUCUGUGGCCGUCAGUCAUAUCUGACUUUUGCUAAAGCAAACACAUUUAUGAUUAUAUUUUACACGAAUACCUCGAUACUCGUGUUUUGAACGAUAUAAUAUUAUGAUCGGGAUAUUAUAUUUACCGUAUAUUCGUGAAUUUCUUAAAAACUAUACUGUACAUAAAAUAUAUAUAGGUUUUAAUGUAAAGUGUGAUAAAUGGUCAGCUAACAUAGAGUGCCGGUAAUACCACUCUACAACGAUGUAUUAUCUAUUAUCCAUAUAAACUAUAAUAUCCGAGAAACGUGUUAAUUUUGUGGGUUUUUUUUAUAUAGGUAAACGUCGCGUCACCCAGUGGUGGUAACCUGAGAGUUGGUGACAUCAUAAGGAAAAUCGAAAUGUACGAUGCCCGCGAUUUGAGACACUUGGACGCGCAAAACCUUUUCGGUAACGCCGAUCAGUCGAUAACUCUGGUCAUCCAAAGGUAAGCUUAUGCCGAGAAAUUAUCUAUUCAAAACAGACAACUCUGUGUGGACUGUGUGCAAGUUAAAUAACUUCGCUAGUUCCUAAUAGCUAGAAAUAUGAAUUUAAUUCGAUGUUUGGGAAAUUCCUUUCAAAAUAUAGCGAAUUCCCGUUCACAUUCCGAAGUCGAAAAAGUAACGUAUUUCCAUAAACUAGUCAUUAAUUUUAUAGUGAAUGUGUUCAUAUUCAUAUUGAUCAAAAGUUGGAAUGCAUUUCAACAAACAAAAUGUUUAAAUUGUUUAAUAUUUCUUCUUGUACUAGAUAGGUAUCUAACCUAACCUACCAUAAUCGAUUACUGAAUAUUUACAGAAAUAGUAGAUUAAGGUAAAUCCCAUAUACAUAUAUAUAUAUAUAUAUUAUAUAUAAUUAAUUUUUUACAAUAAUAUCGCUCAAAUUUUUGAUUAUGAUUUUUUUGAGACUACCAUUAAACAGAAUUCAAAUUUUACAUUCAUAUUACGACAUUAACUAAAUGCAUUAGCAUUUACCAUUUAUUUACUUAAAAUUAAUGUAUUUACGAACUAAUUCCUCUAAAAAGGAAUGCAUUAAGGUACGUUUCGGAAAUCAAAUAAAUUAUACGAAAUUUCCACUGUCGGAAUUUUAUUUUAUAUUAUAUUUCGUUAAUGUUGACUUUUUAACAACGGAUAACAAGUAGAUAAUUUGAAAAUUACUUUUCGUAUCCGUUCUUUAGAUUAUCUCGGAAUUCGUGUCACUGUCAUAAACCAAAAGUCUCCAAGAGCCCCUAAGAGCUUCUGUAGAGUCUUAAUUCACAUUGCGAACCAUUAAACAACAAAUCUCCAAAACCCAAACGUUUCAAUAUUUUAAAUUCGGAGCAUAGCGAGGAAUGUAUUGGUUCUACAAUGAUGUUUUUUUCAAUUUUUUUAACUGUGAAAAACUUUUAUUCCAGAAAUCUUAUUCCAAUUUUCAAGUGUAGUAUCUUUUCUGAAAAGAAAUUUUAUCUGGAUGGUACUUUAAAGAGGUCAUUUUGUACCUCAGGUAGGUCAAGUGGUUUUCAUAAUAAUCGGGGAAAACCGUGAAAAAUCGUAGGAAAAACGGGAAAAUGUAUCUACAUGUAUAAAAUAAACUUAGCUUCGAAUCGUUUUAUGUUAGCAAUGGUUUAUCGUUGCAUACAGAUAUAAAUUAAAUUACUCACUAUAUCCUACCUUCCCAAAUUCUCACAUACAACAGUGGCCCACCCGUUGUAGGAAGUAUGUCUGUCUUUAUUUAUUUAUUUUUUUUCUGAAUAUUUUCUAUAUACAGAGACGCGCCUAAUUUAAACGGUAGCCGCUCCAGCAGUCCAAGCCUGUCGAGAACCACGUCGCUGGAUAGCGUCAACAGACCGUUGUCCAACCCACUUCACUUGCAACCGGCCAACUACACAUCUACCGUCAACGGCCUGUACGGGUACGAGCGAAUCGGCCAGUCGCCCGUCAACAAUUUCUGCCGUUUCCCGCCGUCCCUGGUGGACGCGUCUUACGACGAAUCGUACGAUUUGACGCAAGAUCACCAAGUAAGUGCACACGCUGUACAUAAUUAUUAAAGAUAUAAUAAUAUAGUAAACCGUGUCGUAUAUACACACGAAAAACGUAUGUACCGCAACCGUAUUAUAUCCGGACUAUAACCGCUCGGUACGAAAACCAAACCACGACCCGUUGGUCGAAACCGAAUAGGUUCUUAAAAGAAUUGAGCGUCAUGUUUGUAAACCUAAAACUUAAUAGAUGAAAAAUCAUCACGAUAGGUUUCGAUGGCAUAAACGCGUCAACGUUAUUAUCAUUUAUGUACGUACACAUUAUACGUAUAAAUUAUGUAUUUAUACUAUCGAUUGUCUGUUAGUCGUGAAACGUAUGAUUUUCGGAAAGGUUAUACGAUCGGAAGAACUAUGUGCAUUGUGAAGGUUGAGAACUGGUAAAUCGUAAUUUUGUUUUGGUUUAACUCGGUUAAUCGCAUAGUUGAGUCAGUAUUUAGUGUUUAUAGUUGUAACACUUGGACGUGUGUUAUCUGUGAAGGCGCCUUUAGUGCCGUGCAAUGUCUGUGUUGUACACCACAGAUUCCCGUGCAUAAAAUACAACAUAAUACAUAGGUGCUUGUAGAUAAAAUACAGUACGAAACAAGUCGAAAUAUAAUAGUAUUGUUUUGGGCUGCCGGUAGAUUUAUAAAAAUUGCAUAAGUAGCAAUAAUAACAGCAUAUAACAUUAUUUUGUAAGUAAAAUAUAAUAAAAAUCGUAGCAGACUUAAUUAACAAUCUGAUAUCUGUAUUUCGUCAGACAUUCGUUUGUGUGUUAUCUAAACAAAAAAUUAUUGGAAUUUUCUGAUUUAUUUUGCCACUCUGGUCGUUUACCAAACGUGUAGAUCGUUGAAAUUCACAAUAUUACAUUAGACGUGUUUGGUGUUUACCAAAUAUAGGUAAUUACUCGAAUAUCCACUCUAUACUUCCUUGCUAAAGUUGUGUACACACACGGUUAACCAAGUAAUGCAACCGUAUGAGUGGAAUGGGUGUAGAUUACUGGUGUGUUGAUAUUACAAGAAGUCUUAAAAAGGAAAAAAAAGGUCUAUGGGUUUUGUUAUGCACUUUUAUUUAAUGCUGUCUGCUUAACUUCUUUCUUCUAUGUGCCACCGUAGUGCUUCCAAAUUUUCUACUCUAACUCAUAACCGUGAGUUGAACAUUCACUUUAAUGUCUUCCUAUUUUUCUAAAUACUUGCUAAAUAUUAAGUCUUGAUGGAUGUAUUCUUUAUCUGAACCGUUGCCAAUUUGUUUUGUUUUUCUAUAUUUUACUUAGUCUAGUUAAACUAAUGGAAAUAACUUUUAAUUUUUUUUCCUUUGCUUCCAGUUGAUUUUCGUAUAUUCCCUAAUUCUCUUGAGACCGUUCUUCAUUCAUUUCCAAACUAUAUAACUUUUUUAAAUAUUUCGUUUUAAAAUUUGACAUUAGUUAAUAAUAAUACUUUUAAACUAUUAUAAUACGUUUUAUGCGUUUAACAGCAAUUGAUAAAUUAUAUAAAUGGAUAUAUAGUAAUAAAAAAAAUUAAGUUAUUAAAUAUUAUUUUAUUAUUCUUUAUACAUUGAAUAAUUGAUAAGACGUGAAAUUACUAUCCGCCAUUUUGAGUAGGUUAAAUGGAUUAAAAAUAGCAUCCACUAAAACACAGAUAUAGAUAUGAUUAAGUAAAUUUAGCAUUUAGCACCUUUCUAUACCUAUGUUAAAAUACGAUUAUAAUACUGUUACUGUUUUUAGUAUAAUAAUAAUUUGUAUUAUUUGAUAUUAUAUUAGACAUUUAUGAAACUAUACCUGUGUAAUCAACUUAUCAUAAACUUAUUUUCCUGAAUGUAUAGAUUGUUGGUAUAAAAGACAGUGACAUAGAUAGAAGAAGGGCCUCGGACAGUUAAAAACUAGGCCUUUUAACUAAUAUAAUUUUUAUGAAAAUUCGAAAUAUACCUACACGUAACAUUAUUUUUUCAAGGGUAAAUAAUUACUAUGGAACUAUAAAUAACAUAAAACCAUUAAAUUAAUUAUCAUCACAAGUUUAAAUUAAUUAGAUAACGAUAAAUGACUAAACAAAUGUCAAAUAAUAAAAUGAAUUUGUUACUUUCAUGAAAAAAUACAUUGAUUAAACAUUAAAAUUUUGGCUAUAUCUGUGAUAAAUUGUAUUAUCAAAAUUAUGACAUAAGAUACAAAUGACCUACUAGUAACGGCGGAUAUAUGGCUCCAGACGUUUGUAUCGUUAGUAUAGGGAACCUAGCAAUCUAGUUAAUUAUCUAUAUCUGUGAAAGAGGACGUGAUAAUUAUCAUCUAAUACCAAGUGCACCCCAUUGCAUCCCGGAGAUUACGUCCACGCUCCUCCAUGCCUCACUAUAAAUUUUGAAUUGUUAUAACUCAUAAACGGUGAAUCUGAUAUUAUGAUGUGUUGCACACAUCAUAAUGUUUAAAAAAGUAUUCAGUUUAAAAAGAGGAGUUCCUAUUUGGAAAUCAAGAGUAAGUGUACACUCAUUUAAGCUAUACAGAGAAGUGGUAAAUAAUUAAUCAUAGCUUUAAAAUAAAACUAAAAAGAUUUCUUAAAGGUUAAAUAAAACUAAAAUUCAAUUAAUUUAAAUUACUUUCAAAAAUUUGCUGGUUCAUGAUCAGAGAACCACUCUGUAUUAUAUACUAGUUGAAUGACCCGGUAUUUCCCGGGUUGACCCUUAUCCCUAAAACAGUUAAUCGUUGUUGCCCGGUAAUUUGACUUUUAAAAAAUAUACUUCCGUCCGUGACAAUUAAAUAAAAUAAAAAUACUGUUUUUUUUUUUAAAAUUUCAUUCGUGUCAUUAAAAUAACCCAUAAAUCAACCAAAUAAAAAAAAAUAAAUUUUAUCAUAUUAAAAUAACGAAAAUGAAAUGUGAACCUUACUUGAGUGGUUAAAUUUUGAAAUAAAAGUAGACGAGUGCGAUUUUACUUCUGAUUUAUCAAAUGUGUAAAGUUUUAUCGAGAUCGGAAUAAAACCGCAGAUUUGAAUAUUUAUUAUACGGUUUCAAAAUAUUAAAUUACCUAUACUAAUACUAUGAGUAAUAAAUGUUCAUUAUUGUAGUAUUCACAAGUCAAUUUGGGGGGGGGUCAGGAGAGAGGGUUAUGAUAACCCCUUAACACCUAACUUCUAUUCCCUGCCCUCGCCACUGCAGUCGAAAACACACUGGACGGGGUUGGCGAUCGCGCCUGAGUCCGGUCUCGUGAUCGCUCGCGUGCCGGAGCGGUUUUAUCGUAAAACAACUCACGUUUGAUCGAUAUGCGAGUGCGGCGUCACCGUCAGCGAAAUAAUAAUAAUAAUAAAACGAACCGCGUUAACACGUGGCGGCGGCAAACGGACGAAAAACAUAAAAUUGACGUCGACGAGAGAGCUAUUUCGAGUGAUGAAAAUACUGCUCAAGGUGAAACGGCGAAAUUCGCAACGGACCGUAUAAUAAUACGUGGCGUUCGGUCCCGCAGCCGCCGCCGCUGCCGCGUGCCACCCCGGGGUGCGUACAGAAAUAGCUUGGACUGUUUUCUCGACACAUGAAAAAUGAAUAAUUGUUCACGCCGUUAUCGUGUUUUCCCUUGACGUCGUGCUGGUUAAUAAACAAUGUUAAAAUUUAGUUGUGGAGUAUAUGGUACCUAAAUUAUAAUGUCAUCGUGUAAUGCAUACAAAAUGAAUUACAGUUUGUCUUUUUUUUUAUUAUGGUACUUCUGUCCAUACGGUAUCAAAAUAUCGUGUUGUUCCAUCGAUUCUCGUUCUAUGGUUUUCAAUUUAAACAACGUUUCAAACACCUAUAUCUACUAAAAUUUUAAUUAUUUCCUGUCGUGUCACGAUCGUCCCGUCGUCGCUGUUAACGACAUAACUUCGCAGACACAGUUCAUAUUAUUAUAAUAUAAUAAACUUUAUGAAAGUUAAAUUUAUUUUUUAAAUUUUAAUAUUCGUGCGCCUCGAAAAUACGAAUACGCUGCACGACGAAACACUAACCUGAAAAUAAUGGCUUCAAAUAUCCUGUUAAACAAACAACAGAUUAUCGAACACGUAUAUUAAGUAAACAAAAAAUAAAAUUAUUUCAUAUUGAUAUAAUUUAUUGUAGCUUACAUGGCGAUAGGCACCUACUGUGUUAGCUCAUACCCGUGAUACAUGUGAUAUUAUGUUACGACGGGAAAUGGUGUUUUAAUAAAAAAUUAUUACAUACACGUUCGUUAGUCCUAUUUAUUUUAUAACAUUGUACACUUAUUAUUCGAAUCGUAUUGGUUUGAAUGCAUAAAGUUUAUUACUCAAUACAUUUUGUCUAUUAUAGACAAAUAAUAUUUCAAUUUUUUUGAUCAAACUUUGUAUAGUAUAGAAACGCAUGAUAUAAGCAGAACUGUGUUAAGCAUUUUUGGUAUCCAGUGGCAUCAAUUUGUAUAUACUCCCACUUAAAAGUUUUACCUAGGGAUGAUUUGGGGUUCAUCCCUUCCAAAUUUGUUGUAUUUUUACAAUUUCAUGAAAUUCGUAUUAAAAUUUCAAGAGAUAAAGUGCCGAUUAAUUUAUUCGGUUCAAAUUGUAAAAUGAUUAACGUACACGUAUAAAAAAUACUUCGCUCUAAAUCGUUUUUCAUUACUAUUGGUUUACCAUUUCGUACAGGUAUAAAUUUCUCUCUAUAUUCGACCUUCCCAAUUUCUCACCUACAACAGUGACCCACCCAUCGUGCGAUAUAUGCCCGUCUUUUUUUUUCUCUGAAGUUCAACAUAAACUUAAUUUUACAAUAAAAUUUAAUAAUAUUAAUAAUUUCUUAAUAUACGUAUAUAGUAUAUAUAGUAUGUAAUACAUUUUGUAGACGUUUACAACGAGUUUUAUUUAUAACAUAAACAAGUUACUUAGGAACAACGUGUUAGUUAUAUUACAUAGGUUUGGGUAAUUAAAACUAUAGCACUAUGCAUCGCCGAAGCCAAUAAAUAAUAACCACAGCUUUCUCGUACAGUUUUAUAAUUAUCAACAAUCAGUUAUCAGGGACACCACUUUUUCGAUAACAGAGUUAUUAUUAUCAUAGAGUAAUAAAAUCAAUUUAUUCUUCAUUAAUUGUAUUAUGGUAUAAUUUAUUUCCGUUUUUAUAAUUUGUCGUUUUCAUUUUACCAUUUUUUCUUUUAAUAUCGUUCUAUAAAAAUGUUUUCAAGAAAGUUAUAAUAUUGUGAAUUAUUUUAUCUAAGUUGGAAUAUUAAGUAGGUACGAAUUGUUCGAUAUAAACAACAUAUUCAUGGUAUUCAGUACUAGAUAUGAUUUUAUUUCAACUCAGUACAUUAGAUGCACUACGUAUUCGAUGUAGUAUCGCAUUUGAAAAGUUACCUACUGAUACGAGCUCGUAGCUAUACUAUUGACCUAUUGGCAAUUAGUGCAGUUAUUAGAACGACUUAAAUUUUAAAUGAAACUCAAAUAGUUGGCAAAAUAACAACCUCUGGUUCUACAUAAUAUUAUGAUAUUUUGGUAUAUAUAUUUUUAAUAAUUAUUAUAAUAUUAUGUAACACUAAAUUAUAUAGGUAUAUAGUGGUAUACGUUAUACACUUCCUUUUUCGUAGGAUCCUUUACAGCUUUUACCAUAAAAUACCAUUUAACCAGUGACGUGCGCAAUGGAGGGGAAACUAAAAGUUAUAUUCACCCCAUUGGCUUAAAAAUAUAAUGACUAUGAGUAUUUAUUUUGUAAUUCAAUCACGAAAUGUAUUUAUUUCAGCCAAAUUAUGAGAAGCUUGAUUUUAUUGAGUAUAAAUUUGCUUUUGAAUUCCUAUUUUCGGGUUAGGUAUAGAAGAAGUAUAGUGUCUACGAUUUAUUAAUGAUGAUUAUUAUUUACUACAUCCCCUCUAACUGAAAAUCCCGGGGCAUACCACUACAUUUAACUGAAUCAAUUAAAUAAAUUAUCUACCCAAAAAAUAGCAUGCUGCAGUGUUAACUAUUUAAUGUGCUUGUCUUGGAAAUUAAUUUAGGAACAAUUGUCCGAGUUUAUGUGAAUUACGAGUAUCUAAUCAUUACGAUAUUGUGUUUUGAAUUAUGGUGUAAAUAUACUUACUUUUUAUUAUAAUAUGUUUCUCUGAAACGAAUAUUUUGCGAUUUCUGUGUUAUAUGUAGUAAUGAUACAACGAACAUUUAGUGAUUUGAAACGGAUUGUGUAACGUUUAAUAUUAAAUGGACUCCGGGAGUCUCGAACGACUGAAGUUGAGGUUCCAAGACAAUAUGAAUGCAUUUUCUUUUUUUGUAAUUUGGAAGGGACACGAUGAUGACCAACAUCCACGAGUGGAUUAUAUUCUCGAGCCUUGGGCUAAAUAGUUCAAUGGAACAUGUUAGAUGUCGUAAAUGAAAAUAUUACGAAUAAUUAUCAUGAUGAAAUGUAUUUUGUUGAGAAAUUUUGGAUUUGAACCAAAAUAUACAGAGUUAUUUAUAAAACAUCUUCCAUAGAAAGACUUCUGACUAAUUUAAAAUGUUUUUGUACGUUUUAUAAAAAAAUAAAUAAUUAACAAAUUAUAAACAAUGUUUAAUUUUGUUUUAAAAAACAAAAAUAAUAAUUUAAUCGGGUUUAUAUUUAACUAUGUAUACUUGGUAUUUGAAAUUUCUUAACUUUCAAUUGAAGUUUAAAAGUCCAUUAUAUGAUAAUUGACAUCUGAAUCUGAAUCAGAGGAAAAACUGAAACGUUUGAACUUAAAAAAAAAACAUUAACGGAUUGUCAGACAUUAAUAAUGCAAUGGUAAAUACAAAUUAAUCUGCAGUAUAUCGUUGUCUAAGAAACAUCAUAGCCAAUUCUAGUUUUUUCAACUUUUCGAGAAGAUUAAAAACCGGCUAUGGUAUAAUAGUGUCUCGAACGAACAUAAAUCUAUUCGAAUUAUAAAAUUUAAUUUUUUUUUUUUGCAUUUUUCCAAACUGGCCAUGAUAGUUUUUAUUAGACGACGAUAUUAUGCCCAAUAAUUUUAAGAUUUUUCCUCGUCAUAUAUUUUUUUUUAUUUUGUACUUGACGUGUUUUUGAUAAGAAUAGGUAAUACAAUUAUAAUUUGGCAGACGGCCUUAGUUUUUGAAUUAAUGCCAAACAAUUAACAAGUUAGGUACGUGGCUUAUGGAAAAAUAUGUAUUUAUUUUAUAAAACAACAUAUAAUAUUAUGUUUUAUAAAACCAAACACAAUCGUGAAAUAAAAAUUGCAUAUUUUAAUUAUUUUAAAACUUCUAAUAUUUAAAACUUUACUAAUUCUAACUUUAAUAAUAGAAUUUUACUAAUUUCACAUAAACUAUUAUUAUAUGCUAAAUGAUUUUCACAUCUCAAAAAUUCGAUUCAGUGACGUUGGCUUUUUUUAAAAAAAGUAGAAAAUAGAAAUUUUCAAAGAGUUUUAACUAGCAAUAGUUUAUUAAGAGGUAAAUUAGAAUUUAAAUCUGGCAUAGUACUUUAAUGAGAUUAUAAUUUGAAUUUUCAUAUCUACAAAAAUAAUAAGUGCCAUUGAUUAAAAAUAAUAUACAAUUUAUAUAAAGAGGCGCACUAUUCACUAUUCAUGUAUAGUAUGGUGUCUUUUAAUUAAUUUUCUAGUUUUCAGUUAAAAAUAGUGGAAAACUAGAUAAUAUAUUGCGUUUAGAAAUAGAAUAUCAAUUUUAUUUUUUACUCUAUAGAACUGCAGUUUUUCAAAUUCUAUGUUAUAUCUACAACAGUCUGAUAAAAUGACUAAAAAUGAAAAACAUAUUCGAUGGAAAUAAACAGUCAAAAUAAAAGGAACUCUAUUAUUAGAAAUAGAAAUCCGUUUUAAAUAACUUUUCAUCGAAAAUUCGGAACUAAAUUGUUUUAUUAACUUUUUGACAACAAAUAUUUUUUGAUUAGUACUAUUAUUACUUAUUAUUACUUUAAUAUUUGUUCAUAAUAAUGUAAUUUCUUUGGUCUUUAGUUGACAACUGAAUGCAAGACUUGAUUUAAAAUUAUUUAGCUUGUGUACAGCGUAAUAUGUGCUGUGCUGUGUGAUGUGUAGUGUGAUCAUUUUUUAAGGGAACACAAAAUAUAUAAAGCCUGAUUACCUUGUAUAUUUAUUAAAUUCGAUUUUCCAUCUAGGUGAUAGGGAUUAUUAAAAAACACAUUUUAUGGGAAAAUAUAAGACUAUUCGAAUCGGGUGAUAAAAAUGAUUAUUUUUGAUUAAGAAAAUAUAGAUUUUAUUGCACCGACGUGUACCAAAAAGGUUAACAAAAAAAAGAAAAAAAAGAAAGAGGUUUAAUAUGUACAUUUAAGUACUUCCUAUACCUUUUGAUAGUGGAAUUUAAAUUCAAGGUUAUCCGUUAAACAAAUUUAGUGUUACCGAAAUAAAUGAUCACACUGUAUACAUCUUUUUACAAACAUUAUAAUAAUAUGGUCUAUAUAAUAAUAAUCAAAUAUUGUUAACCUAAUUUUCGUUGUAUAAUAAUUGUUGUUAAAUAAUAUACAUUUCAAGGUUCACGAAUUUAGUAUUAUAUUAUAGUCAUUAAGUUAAAAAUAAAAAAAAAACAUAGUAUCAUUUUUGUAUAUAUCAUAUAAACGAAAAUAAUUAUCUCAACGCCCGUCCUCGAAAUUGAUAAUAAAUACAAAUUUCAAGGAAUGUCGCGAAAAUUUAUCGUAUAAAAUUAAAACUGCUGGUAAAUAUUCUCUACUCUUAGCCCAUGGAAAAACGUCCGGUUUUAAUUUUAGAAGACCCUCGUAAGUACUCCGGAGUUUGCCAAGGCGCGUGGGAGAACGCCACGCUAUAUGUUAACUGUACACUCCAUCCGAGAUAAAGCCCGCAGUCAAAAGGCAGUCGUAGAAACUGAAAGCAACAAACUAUAUACUUAUCUGUUCCAAGUUUUUAUUCGAGUGAAACAGUGAAUAAUCAAACAAUUUCAAAAAUGAUGAUGUCACAUAUUGAUCCGGAACAAAACGUUUACGAACCCGAAAAUGCUCUACUAUGGGUAAGUCGGAAAUUAUUUUUGGAAACCAAUGAAGUACAAUAAUUAAACUUUAACAAACCCUCCGACAGACUUCCUCUUCUAACCAUUUAAAAGUAUCAUUCAUUUGUAAUAUAUCCGGAUAAGCUUUAAAUACAAAAUAUUCAUACAAUAUCAGGUUGUUCGUGAAUUUGGCGUAAAUUAAUUUUCUAAAAAGUUUUGGUGUACAAAUAUCGCCUAUUGGACAAUAGGUUUUAUUAGAAUUUAACAUUUAGAUAAGAUAUGUGCAGUGACAAGAGAAUAGAAUAUAAGGUUUUGUUUUUAUUAUUUAUUUCAGAAAAGUAUUUUUAAUUCAGAAAAUUUUGCUGUAAAUUUCAUAAGUUGUUAUUAAAAACUGAAAAUUUAAAAAGUAAUAAAUCAUCGAUACAAAUAAAUAUUUGUUGUUAGUAUUUGGUUAUGAAUAAAAAAAAUUUUGAUUAAAUUGAAUUUGGUUAAAAAAAAAAAAAUCAUAUGCUUAAUGUAUAAAGAAUUUACCUACUAGAAAAUAUGAUAAAAAAAAAAAUCACUUUACAGCUAUAAACUAUAUACUGUACAAUAUAUUAUAAAUAAGUAUUUUUAACCUUCACAAUGAUUCAAAAAAAUACACCAGAAACUCGGUUUAUUAAUAUGUUUGAUGUUGAGAUUAUGAUCGAUAAACACUAAACAUUUGCCAGGAUGAACAAGAGUAUUCUUAACUUAUUUUUAUUUUUUUUACUAUAUACAUAUAGUUAUGAUAACUAAAAUUUUAAAUAAUAAUAAUAAUAAAAAAAAAAAAAAAUACUAAUUUUUAAAUGAUUUUAACAUAAAUCAUAAUCAGUGAGAACCUAAUACUAUUAGGCACAUGUUUAUAUAAAUAAUUUACGAUUUUAAUACUUCCAAAGUCCAUUAUUUUAAACGUAGGUACGUUUAAAACUAAACUACAAUACAUAAUAUUAUUUUAAUAUAAUAAUAUUGAAAAUAACAAUUUUGAAAAAUAAUAUCGGUACGUUUUCUACUAGAAAGAUUAAAGUUCAUAAAUUAUGAUAUAAGUAUAUAUGUGUAACAAAAAUAGAAAUCGAAACAAUUUGUUGAUGAAGACGUGGCUAAAAAAAAACCAAACCCUAUAGAUACGUGCUCGCAAGAAACAUGAUUUGAUCCAUAUAUUUAUCUAAUAAAAUUGGAAUGAAAUGUUGGUAAAAUGAAUUAUCAACAAUAAAUAUUGAUUAUUAUAUGUUACCUAAUAUAUGAUAUUGAUGUUUUUUCAAAUAUUUAUAUACAUUAUAUAACAGAAAUAUUAAAUUCAUCAAAAGGAAAUGUAUUAUAUAUUAUGAAAUAAAUUGUUCGAAGAAUAUAUAUAUUGGAUACAAAAAUACAUAUAUACGAUAUCCGAGUGUGAAUUCGGCAAUGCGUAUCACUGGAUAACAUCACUAUGGCUGUUUUCAAAAAAAAAAAAAAAAAUAAAAUAAAAUAACCUUUGACGGCCGUUUUUAGAUCAAGUGAUUAUUUUUCUAGCCGUACAGAACGAACCCGUUGGUAUUGCCUGGAGCUAAGGUUAAGAGGGAUCAGCCUAAAAUCCAAUCGUACUUACGUCACCAUCCAAACCCGAUGAUGAGAGCGAAUCCGUCACACCACGAUCAACCCAUGGAUACGCUGAUGAAACAAAAGGUAAAUAUUUGUUUUGAGUGUUUAUAGUUGCCGGAUUGUUACGGUUCUUUAAUUGUUAGGUCACAGAUACGGUGUUGCAACGGAUAAGCAACGAGGAAGCAAAGACAAGACCCGGUAGACAGGUUAGGGAUAUCAAUAUAAUAUAAUCUUUGCUUAUCUGUGUCGUCCUGCUUAAUUUAUAAACAUCUGUGAGUGUUCUUCAAAAAUAAAUUUAUUACCUAUCGUUUUAUUGUUAUCGUUGAGAAAUGUAAAAAUCAGUUUGAUUGUUUUUAUGUUUAGCUGUAACUACAACAUAAACAUUAAACAUACAUUAUAUUAUUUUGGAUGUGGGAAAGUUUCGUUGUUUAUUUGUUUACGGCUUUUGGUUUAUUUGUUUUAACGAAUUUUUAAUAUUUUAGGUGGUUCACAAACAAUUUAAUUCUCCAAUCGGUCUAUACUCCGAGGAAAAUAUCGCUAAAUCGAUCAAAGGACAAACAGGAUAUACUCCGUAAGUUUUUUUUAAAUAAUUGUACUAUUUCAUUAGAUUUGAGAAAAGAGAAAUUAUAUCAAACAAAACUAUUACAACAAUAUUUUACAGAAUGGCAAUAAACUGUAGUCAGUAACUAGUCAGUUAGUCAUUAAUCUCUUCGACUUCGGAGAUCUAUUGCUAUUUAAUAUAAUAAUCAAUCAUAAAUUUCGGAAAAUGUAUUCGUAAAGGGUUUUGUUUAUUCAUUAUUAUAGUCCAGUCUAUAAAUAUACUAUACUUUAGAGAAAUGGCACAGUGAAUUUUAUACGCCCAGUGUCUCUAUUUUUGUUCUGUCUGAUGACUACUCUGACCUAAAUUUACUGUUACAAAUAAUUUGGUAGCCUCAUCUACUGACAAAAAAAAAAAAAAGUUUUACUCGUCAAAAAGUAUACUAUUAAAUAUAUUAUUAUUCUAUAAUAUUAUUUAGGGAAGAGGAUGAAGAGAAAUACGGUCGUUUGAGGUAAAUUGAUGCAUGAAGCAAGCAUGCAUGAGGAACCUAUAUAUAAAUUAUAAACGCAUUUUGACGAGGGAAUGUUAGUAGCAUGAAAUUUAAGUUCGAGUUAGCUAGAUACACACGAAUUUGUAGUAAAUAUUAUGUCAGUAUAUUAGAUCAGAAUGGAAAACAAUUGCGGAUGUGCUUUGAUAAAAUAUUUUUAAUCGUACUUCUGUUUUUUAUAAAUACAAUACGGCAUCGACAUAGUCGACCAAUAACUUUGCUUAUUUUAUGACCAAAGAACACGUACUUCAUAUCUAAUCUUAGUAUUUUCAUUGACCUAUCCUUCCUGGAACACAAAACCAAACUUAAACACAACCAUCCAUCCUAGUAAAUUCCACUAUUAAUCCUGCACACCUCGAUAUAAAUACUGACUAACAAAAUUGUAAUUAAUAGUUUCUAACAUUUCUUCUGUUUUUCUUUUUUCUUUCGACUUAAUAUACUAUUUAUUCUCUUCACACAUUUCUUUACUAACACCUUCCCCCUCGGAACUUUUCCCUUUUUUUGACUUUGAAAUUUAGACUCAAGAAAACCGUGCAGUACGAUCCAGCUAAAUCUGAAACGUACAAGGCGAUCCAAGAAUCAGAAUACGGAGAUUUACACGCUCAAGAAAUAUCUAAGCCAGUGCAGCCAAAAGUAUUCACGCCUGUUCAAGGACAAGUAAAAGUAAGUCUGGCAGUUUUAAUUUUGUUUGUUUAUUUUUUGUUCAUCUAAAUAUAUUAAUUUCUAAUCGAAACAUUCAUAUUUGUAUUGUGUAAUAGAAAGCUCCGGUUAGCAAUGGCCACACUCAAAAUGUAAGUAUUUUAAUCUAUAUAAAUUGACUGAUAAUUAAUAAUAGUCAAUUCAGAAUUAUUAUGGAUCUUUUUGAAUAAUAAUUUUUGUGUAAUAUAACGUUUUUAUCGUUUUGUAUUUCAGAAGCUGACAACUCCGUAUCAUCCCCAUCCAGGAGUAAGUGUGAUAUAAUACAAUUAUUUAUUUAUUUAAAAAUUAAUACUAAAUUAUUAUUAACCUAUAACCUGAAAUUAUUCAAAUUUAAAUCAAUCACAUUUUAUUUCAAAAAAAAACCUAUUUGUUUUAUUUAAAUUGAACUUUAUCAAAUACAAAAACAAUAAUUAUAUAAAUACUUAUUUAAACUCUGUAUAAUGAUUAAAUUAAAUUUUGAAAGCAUAAAUAAAUCAUUUAUGUUGUUAAGUGCGUUCGAAUAAAAAUUAUUCGGUGAAGAUUUAUUAUCGAUCGUUGCAAAUUAUUUUUACGAACAUAAUAAUAUAUAAAAUUAUUUAAUUUUUUUUUUUUUUUAGCGUGUUUCUCCACAACCUCACCCGACUGCCCCACAUCCGAUGGUACGUGUUUAUAAUAAUGCAGAUUUUUAGAAUUGAAGUAAACGUGCUGUGUUCUUUUAGGCCGAUUACGGUGUUUCCACUGAAGAAAUUCAUCAAAGUGGCAGUUUCAAGCGUUUGAUGCACAUGGUUAUGACAGAAAAUUAAAUACGAAACUAUAAUUACAUUAUAUAUUACAAAAGAAUUAUUCAAUAUUUUAUUUUAUUUAAAUUUUAAAAGUAAGACAGCAAAUUUAGCAAUGAGGUACCAUUAGAUUUGUAUACUAUUCAAAUCAUUUAACUUUUUUUUUUUUUUUAUACUUUCAUCUGUAUAUAUUUAUAUAAAUUGUUAUCACCGACAUUAAUUUAUUAUUAUUUAUAAUAUGUACUAAAAAUAAUAUAAUUUAUAAACUAUAGUUUAAUAUACGUAAAAAUAUACGCAUGUUAUAACUAGAACGAUUUAUUUGCAAAAAUUGUUGAGUGUAGAAUCUAGUCACACUUAUAAAAAAAAAAAAAAAAAAAUUAGACUAACAAUAUGAAUUUUAAAAUAUAAUGUCAUACCAAUUAUUUAUGUUUAAUAAUUUCAGAUAUUAUCUAUAAUAUGUUAUAUAUUUAAAAAAAAUUAAAUAGAUUAAUUGUUAUUUUAUUUAUCGUAUUAUAUUAUGUUAUUUAUGCUCUUUUUCUUCUUUUUGAGUUUCAGAUUCAGAAACAAUAGUAGGUACUACAGAGUUUAUAGAUACUAAAAAGAGAAAACUAUGCAUUUUCGAAAAAUAAGUACCUAACUAAACGGUGAAAAACAUCACUUUGAGUGAAUAAUUUGUUGUCAAGUCAAUGAUUAAUUAAAAUCGCUGACAGAAUUAAUUUGUUUGUCUUAGUCAUAGGCACAAUAAUUGUAGUCCAGGUUAUUCUACGGUUAUGGAUAGUUUCAUAUAUUAUACAUUGUAAUCUAUAUGAGAAUUAAUAAAAAUUAGUAUUUCUUGCAAUGAUUGAACUCAACCUAACCCGUGAGUGUUUCGUGCCCCAUACUUCCUCACACCGCAUUUCAAACACCAUUGUAUGUUAUACAAAAAGUACAAUGGAGACAUGAUAAUAAUAUUUAUUAUUUACUAUUGAAUGACAAAUUCAGAAAAAAAAAUUACAAUAAUUUAUAGUUGAUAAUACAUAAUUUUUAAAAUUAAUUGCAAAAUAGACAAAUAGACGUACCUAUCGUUCCCGUAAAAAUAAUUAGUAAAACAAAAAAUAGAAAAGAAGCUCCAUAAAUCCCUCUCAAAUUCGAGCAUUGCAAAUAUUAUACUUGACGGGUUUAAAAUAUUAUACAGAUGUUUUUUUAUUACAUAUUUUUUGUAGAUGCGGGAAUAUUUCAAACCACGCAAUUAAAAUUAUUAACGGUGGGUUUACAUUCAUUUAGCGCUGUGUAUAUUGUAGGUAUGUCAGCGAUUAUAUUAUUAUGAUAGUUGCAAAAAUUCAACCUCUCGUUAAAUGAGAAUUUAUUUUAUAUAAAUAUACAUUUAACUCGUAGAACUUCUAAGUUUGUGUAAUGAUUAAUAAAUUGUGUAGUUAUUUUAUUCUCUAUAACAUAAACGUCUGGCAGUGACGGAUCUCAGUUCUAAGAGGGGAGUGGGAGGAUAAUUUUAAAGUCACAAGGGUAUGGGGUACAGUUUUUUAAAUGAUAAGUCGGAAGUAAUAAUAUAUAAUGAUGACGAAAUUCCCCCCCCCUUCCUAAAAUAUCUGUCACGGGCGUCUAGAUCAUAUGUAUUCCAUUUAAUAAAAUGAUCAACCUGUUGAUCACAAUAUAAUUAUAAUGAAAGCGUUUGAACGAGAGUCAAAAAUGUGUACGAUUGAGAUAUUAUGGCGAUAUGUAGUGUAAAACAGUGAAAGUUUAUUUUAUAUAUAAUAUAAAAGUAUACCGUCAUCAAUAGGCACCAAAUAAACAGAUAUGUUUAACCGAAAACAAAAUCUGAUCUCAACAUUAUUAUACACACAACCUAUAUUCACACAACUCGAAAGAGACAAUAUUCGUAUCGACAGAAAUUGUGCGGGUACAAAAUUAAUUUACCCAAAUUAGUUGAAUGAUCGGUUAAAUAUUUUUAAGUAUUUUUAAAUACAUAAUACCCAUUUUACAUCCGUUUGGGCCAUGUCUUAAAAACCUUUUAAGAAACCUACAUUUUUUUUUUAAAAAUAAUUUUCUGAAUAGUGGUUCUGAAUUGGUUGACAAAAAGCUAUCGUAAAAAUGUAAUUAAUUAUUUUAUUUAAACACAUAAUCAAUACACGCGAGUAAAUAAUUAGGUUUGUACAUAGGUAAAUUUUUAAAAUAAUUUAAUAAUUCAAUGACUAUUUCAAAGUAUUCCAUAUGAUAACUACUGCAUUACCUACUACAUCAUAAUAUGUUAUAAGUGAUGUGGUAAACUUUUUUAAUGAAUAAAAUACCUACUGGACGAUUUCUUAAGUUUUUUAAUUGUCACUAGAACUGAAAUAUUGGGAGGCUAUUUUUAAAAAAAAUAUAAUAAUUAGAAAAUGGUUGGAAGUAGAAUUUUGCUGAACAUUUUGGACUCUAGUAUAAAAGCCUCAUAUUAUACCUUGGUACGUAGCGAAAUGAAAUGGAUCACAGGGAUUUAUUUAUAUAAUUUAUCAAUAAAUAUAGGAAGGAUUCCUGUGUAAUACAGAGAUUAUCGGAACUAUUGAAAGAACGCGGAAUAUUAGCCUCCUGCAGUCCGUAGGUCGUAUAAUUCCUAUUCAAUUAUUGUAAAAAAUAUAAUAUUUGUCUGGCGUUAACAAUAGUUGUCGUGUCUCCGUAUAGAAUACAAUUUAUGCAUUUUGGCUAAAAUAUUUUCCGAAAUAAAGUCACUGCAAUCAUAAAGUAUUGUAAAAAAUACUUUCGUCGUCGUGUAGUUGUGUCUGAUAUCAAUAUUGCCUAAUCGUAUACCUGUAUGUUAUUUUGUAUACUAUUCAUUUUUUAUAAAUAUACGCGUGUCGAGCGUAAUAUUCGUGGGUUGUAUUUACGGUACGAAAAAAUAUUGGCAUUAAGUAUAUACACGAUUUUUUGUGCUCGCAAACGUUCUAUGAAUACAGCGACGCCAAGUACGCGAUCAGCAAUUAUUAUUGUGUAUAUGUGCCUAUCCGGUAUCAUAUAUAUAUAGAGUUCAUACCGAACUUUUGAUCGAAUCACUUUCCCGGUCGACAAGUGACUGGAAGGAAAUGUAUAAUAUUAUAAUAAACGGUGGAGAGUAUAGUGGGAGUACGUACAGUGUUUGUGUUUACUACACGGUCACGUCAGUGAAAUUCCUAUUUCGCGGUUAAAGAAAUAAACAUAAUAUUUAUUUUCUCCCUAAGUCGACUAUAUGUCGUGCGUUUGACGCAGUGCCAAAAUACUUCAACAUCCUAACCUUAGCGAUAAGAGAGAUAAGGAAAAUUUGUCAUUAUGUCUUUUUUUUUUUUUUUUCGACGGCCCGUAUUAAUCAUUAUGGCCGAAAAUAAUUUGUAUUUGUUUUAAUAAGUACCUACUGUAUGACCUAAUGUAAAGUAUAACAUUAUUUGGGCGUAGGUAAAUUGAGUCCCAAACGAAUUUAUCGUUUUUCAAAAUCGAAUAAUUGAGUCCCUCGUACAAAAAUGAAAGCGGUAAAUUGAGUCCUAUUUGAGUUAUGAUCAAAUAUUAUUAUUUUUAUUAUUAUUGCAUUUAUCAGUUAGUUAUACAGAAUACGCUAUUUUAGACGGAACGCAUUUUUGUAGAUUGUUAAAAAAUGUCGCGUAUUGAUUCUUAUUUUAUCGUAUUUGGGAAAUAUCUACGACUAUAUUAUACACGAGACGCAAUUACCUAGUGUAAAUUUGUGUUCGAGAUUACCUACACGUGCAGUCGUGCACCAUCAGUUGUUACGAGAAAUAUAUAUCAAACUUUAUGACGGAAGUCAUGAAACGUGAAAAAAAUAAAAACAAUUUUUAUUCUUAAUGGUUAUAAAUUUCGAUUUCAUAAAAUGUUUGAAAAUGAAUUCCAGCGAAAUCCAGCAGUUAUUUACCGAUUAUAUUUUAAAAACGUAUAUUGCAUCAGAUUCUACAUUUCCGCCUAAUGUUCGGGCUGAAUUUUCGGCAACAUCAAAUCGUACGACAAAUAGUUGUGAAACAUUUCACGCGAAGUUAAAUAGUUUAUUUUAUAUUGCACAUCCGAAUAUUUAUAUUUUUAUUGACGCACUCAGGAAAAUCUAAUCUAAUAUAUACUAUCAAAUUAGAAGCAAAGAAAUGAGUAAAAAGUCAAAAUAAAAUACCGAAAAAGAGACCAUAUUAUGAUAACAUAUGAUGAAGUGCUGUAAUAAUAAAAUCAGUAGAAUUGACUUUGUUAAUGUCGUAUCAUUUAAAUAUUUACCCAAAAUAUAAUCUUUAAUGCAAAAUUAUUGUAUAUAUUAAUUAAUUAAUUUUUUUCAUAUCUUGUCAGUAUUAAUUAUUAAAAUUACUAUUUUAUACUGGUUUAUUUUUCAUAUUUUAACAGUACCAAUUGUCAUUAGUAACAUGAGUAACAUAUAUACUAUUUAUUAUUAUUACGUAAAUUAAUACAUUUAAUGUAUACAUUACAUAUUUCAAACAGGAAACGGUUUAUCGCUUUCAUUUUUAUUGAGGGACUCAGUUUACCAAAUCCGCUUUAUUUAUUGACGUGCACAUGAUUUUUGAAAGGUCAAAGAACCGUGGUACGUCGCUGGAGUAAUUUAUAAAAUAGUACAUUUAACAAAAAAAAACGUGUAUACAUGUUGUUUAAUUUGGUGGCUUAUUAAUUUGAUAUUGGAUUCCGACCACUACGUCAAAUAUCUUAUUUACUCCUUACAGGCUAAGUACAAUAUAUUAAUGUCGGGUCAAAGUUCCAAUAUCGUAUAAGUAUGUCUUGGACCUUGGUGGGAUUCUGGAUCCAUCUUGUGCCUUUUUCGGCAUUUACUUACGACCGAUAUUUGUAAAAAGUGUAUGGAGUACAGACAAGAACAUUGGUGAAUUCGUAUGGGUAUAUGGCGAUAUCGUCAGAAUAUUACAUUAUUGUAAUGAUUCAUGAUAUGAUAAAUACUCGAUCUAUAAUAUUAUAGGAUGUAAUCGUUUAUAAUUAUUUCUGAAAUUUGAUAUCGGCUCGCGGUAAUCUGCAUGCAGUGGUGUAAAGUUUUACGUCAAAACGAUGAUUUGCGUAACAUGCGUUCUUGACUGCUAGCCACUAAAGUGAUGGCUUCCAAAGUGGCCGACUUCCAAAAAUGUAGGUAGGUAGAUAGGUACUCGUCAAGUCAAGUAGGGCGUAUAGAAACUUCGCGACAAUAACUACGUACUUUGACUUCAAAUAUUUUCAAUAUUUUUAACUCGGGAGAUUUUUGUUUUCGUCGAACUGAAUUGAACGUCAAAAAACUUAAACGUAAAUAAAUUAUUUGCAAAUAAAGUAUAUGUACAUUUACAAAUACAUAAACAUUAUAUAUAUAUAUAUAUAUAAAUAUAUAUAUAUAUAUAAAUAUAUUUAUAUAUGUAUAUAUAAAAUGGACGGUCGUCAAAAACGAACGCGUUUUAUUUUGGCGUGGAAUUGAUAUCGGAUUUCGUAAUAUAGAUUAUUAUCAUUGUUAAUUAAUAAUAGUUGUGCAAUAUGCACUUUAAAAUCACAGUUUGUUUACGUUAGAAAAAAUAAAUAAACUUUUAUGUCGCCUUAUUACACAUGCCCACGUGCCAAAAUAUGCCACAUAUUAUAAUGCUGUCUAAUAAUAUACCUACUGUUGAGUAUCGACAUUUGUUUAUAGGUUGUUUUCCUUCCGAGUCGUUCACAUAUAAUUUCUUUUUUAUGCAUACAUUUAAUAUUCGGCUUCUCGUAUAGUUCGGAUUUGCGUGUAUCACAACAUUUUACGAAAACUUCAACUGAACCCGGGACUAUGUUUCCUAUGAUACCCACGAAAACGUUUGAAGUCACCGUAUCCAUUACGAUAGUAAAUAGCCAUUAGGUCACUCUUAUCAUAUCACAUUAUAUUUUGAUAUGUUAAUUGUUCUAUUCCUAUAACUAUAUAAUUCAUGUUUGUAUUAUUUAACAUUUGUUUGAUAACUGUUGUCUAAUGAAUUAAAACUUGUAAUGAUGAUUCAUUGGACGAUUUUAUGUUGUGUUGUAUUUCAUACUGUUAUGUUUAUACAACUGAUAUGUUAACAUAUCAGUUAAGUAGGCAUAUGACUAUAUUGUCUAUUUAUAAUAUGGAUACUUGAUGUGGGCACUAUUUUUUAACAGUCAUAUAAUUUUAUUGUUCAUUGAUAAUAAUUUUUCAUGUCAUAAUUUUUUACUUGUCUUUCGUUAAUGUUCAAUUUUUAAAUACCUACUUGCCGAUGAUAUAAUUUAAAUUUUGGCGAGAUUUUGGCAUCCAUUUGAUUUACUAAAGAUGGUAGAUGUUAAUUUCACAUCACAUCAUCAAUUAGCAAUCUAAUUUAUCAUCUAAAUACCUGUGGGUCAUGGCUAAAGAUACGUUAUGCUGCGGGUACAAUAAAGAUGAUUCUCUAAAAUCGGCCUGCACGGCGCACGAGCAGGCGCGCCUUGCGGUUCCAAUAUCAUUGCCAAAAAGCGUUGAACCGUAAAUGGCGUAGGCGAAAAUAUUUAACACAACCAAAACAAAAUUACAUUCAUUAACUUCAUAACAGUAUAACGUAUGGAAUACACACGAAAAUUAAUGGUCCGAUAUUGAUUGAUUUAAAUAACCAAUUAUUGCACGUGGCGUGUGUUUAAAAAAUGUAUACGUUAAACGCAUAUAAGAAAAGGAGUUAUUAUAUAAUCAAUUAAAUAUUAAUGUGUAAACUAUGGCGAUUUUCUUAGGAAAUUUUAACCGAGGAUAUUGUCCGUUGAGUAUUUGUAAACAAUCAAAAUAUAUAAAUACUAUGCCGAAAUUUUAGUUGUACGGACGUCAGAAUAUUUAUUUUUACAAUUUACAAGGAACCCAUGUUCUUCAAGAGUUUAAACGGAAAUUAUGUUAUAUCUAAUGAUCGAAAUCGACAUGUGGAUUUAUAAGCCACACAGAAUCGUAGUUAGGUAUUUAAUUUUACUAGUUUUUACGCGAUGAUCUAAUUUCUAAAUAUGAUUAUAUAUUUUAUUCUAUAUCUACGUGUACUCAAGUUACGUUAGUUACUUCAACUUAGGUAGUUCCCUCCCUAAGGGAGUAAAGAGUUCCAUGUCCAGAGAUCACUCAAAGUUCAAUUUAUGUAUUUAUUUUUAUUACUUAUACGAAGUAAAUACUUUUUCUAUUUAAUUGUAAGUUUCUUUGCAAAUAUCUACACAAUUUAAUUUAAUUUUUUUUAAAAUUUUAACUUAUCGCUAUUUAAUAGGAAAUAUUUCUUUUAUGGUUCCUGGUGCCCCCACAAUCCUCAUCCGGUCCUUCCUACUUUAUACUUUAGUAAAUAUCCGGAAACAGUUUAGGAACAUAUCUUCAAAUUGGAAACCUUGACUUAUAUUUAUUUUUGUACAGAAAAAAAGAUAAAUUUUUAUUGAAUGACGAAUAGAUAAAUAGAAGCGGAAAUUCAUUAUGUAUAGAAAAAUAAUUAAAUUUUGGAGAGCUGCUUGUGAGCACCUGAACACUUCGUGUCAAAAAAAUUCGUAAAAAAUAACAAAAACCAUACAUUUAAAAAUUUUAAAGGAAAAAAACAAAACAAAACAAAUAUAAAUUUAGUAUACAAACUUUUUGAGUCUGUUAACAUGGUGUAAGUAUAGUUAUCAAAAAUAUCAAAAAACAUGAACUAUCGAAACGUUUUUACUUGCACUUUCUAUAAUUUAUUUUUAUUAAUUUAUAAUACAGUUGGUAACAUUCUGAGCAGAACCAAUUCAUAAUUCGUAAGUAGGUAUUAUUUUAAUAAUUGAUUUAAUAUUUGUCACGGACAUUAUAUUGUUCGAUGGGGUAAUCAUUACUUCGAGUUUCAGUAUUUUUACAUAAAAACAUUACGUAUACAUUUCAACGUCCAUAUAUUUUCUUAUAUAAUAUAUAGAAAGUCAGAUCGGCCAGAUUUUUUGUCAGUCUAUAACGCUUUUUCAAUAAUUAUACUUACUUAGAACGUAAAUUGUGGCGUUUAGGUUGAAUUAAACAACAGAAUUUAAAGAGGAGAAUAUUUUCGAAGGCUAUACGUGACUUUUUUCUUAAAAAAAAUUAUUAUUUAAAAAAGCUACAGGCAUGUCAGUUUUUGUAUUUUUUAAAUAACUUUAAUUUUUUAAAUUUUACUAUAUCCGACCUAUACAUAUGGGUAUUAUAUCAUCUCAACUAUCAAAUUAUAGAUCUCACGGUCUAUAAAUAAAAUUGAUGUACUUAUAAUUUGUUAGUUGUACUAAUUACGACUUCAAUGCAACUUUAAAUCGUAUGUACCUACCUAACUUCCUAAAUUUUAAAAUCAUAUUAAGUAGGAGCGUAUUUAGCUCAUCUUCUAAGGGUGGGGAGGUGAAAUUCGAACUUUACUCAAACUUAUAAGUUAUUAGUUAUAAACGUAUAUGUCUAUAAGCAGCAGUAUUACGAACUAUAAAUAGAUCGGCAGUUCAAAAUGUUUCGAUUGUUUCGCUUUCAUUUUUUACUAUUUGUGGAUUUCGCGUUAGCCAUUUUAAACAUUUCAAUGAUCGUUAUAAAUAAAAUAAAUAAAAUAGACAAAGGUACUUCCUAGACACUUUAUAUACAAAUAUUUAUAAUAAUUUUCAAUGCUCGCAAUAACUGUUGCCGAAGGGGUGCAGGUGGGUCAUAGUUGUUAUGAUGUUUAGGUGUGUAUAUAGUAGUCAUGUAUCCUCUUGGCAACCACGUGUGUAACUACCGUAAACAUAAUGUGCAAUACGUUUUCAUUGCUUGUAAAUCACCACCGUAGGUGUUCGGUUCGUGUUCAUAUUCGUCGCCGCCGGAAUUGUUGUUCCGGCAGAUAUUUUCGUACGCAGAUACCUAUACAGGUAAAUUCCGCGAAUAUCCGUACCGAAAUGUCCGAAGAAGAUGUUAUACCCGGUAAGAUGGCAAUAAUAAUAUAAUGAUAUUUUCACAUCGUCAUUACUGGCUGUACAAUCGUAUGCAUAGGGUUUAGUUAAUUCAACCAGAUAGCGGGGCUGUGUCGGACAUUAGUGCAUAUCAAUAUAUAAAUAACCGGAUCUUCAUUGUAUUUUAAAAGAAAUGUUCGUUUAUUGGUUAAUUGAAAACGGAGAGAACUAUAUAGUAUACGAGUACUUAUUAAUUUUGAGAGAUCGUUUGCGGAUUUCUCACAGUUCAAUGCCCUGAAAAUUGCGAAAAACUGAACGAGUGUCAAAACUAUUAUAAUUCGUACUCAAAAUUCUAUUCAGAAUGAUUUUUUUUAUUUUUUAAUCCACUUACAAAUUAAUGUCCUAUGCUAGCUUUAUAUUUUUGAAUUUAAGUAUAAAGUUGAUAGGCGCUAAUUGUUAUCGCCAAACUAGUUUAUUCUAACCGAUAUUGUUAUUGUUCGUUUUUUAAUGUAAGUUUAAUUGUGAAAAUCGUAGUUAUACGACAAUAUUAUACCGGGAAAUGAUGUUAUAUACCAGUAUUUCGUUUAAAACAACUAAAUUUUGGUCAAUGUUGGAUGUUAAUGUACAGUUAAUGUUAGGUUUAGUAUAUAGUUUUACUUGGUCACGGGAAAAUAAAAAAAAUCAACUGAUUAGGACUUUACUUUUCAGUAUUGUUUUUAAUGUUUUACAUUAUACUUAACUAACUCUGUAUCAUUAUAAUACUUCUUGGAUAGUUAUUUUUUUUACUAAGUUUGGGUAAUCGGCAAUCACAGUAUUGUAGGUAAAUAUUGGACGCUGUUAAAUUACGAUGUAAGUAAUGUUGUUUAUUUACCAUUGUCAAACAAAUUAACGUAAAUUUCUGUAAACUCAUAUAGUUUUUCGAUAAAUUCUACUUUUAUCAAUGAUAGUCUAAUGUUUCAAACUAUAUACUUAGUCUUGUUUAAAAUAAUAAUUAUAAAUUGCACGUCCCGUCACAAAUAGAAACCCGCGACGUCUUUAUACUACAGGUGAAUGAACCCAUAGUAUGUAACAUACUUCAGUUUAUUAGUUCCUUAUUUACGGGAACUUUGUUUGCUUAACAUGAAAAUUGUUCAAUUUGUUAAAAAUCAAUAGUUUAUUAUUAAAUAAAACAUUUUCUUUGUGGAGAGCCGUUGAGUUACAUUAUACCUGAUUGUUCACUGUAAAUAUAGACAAUAAACAAAAAUGAGGAAGUAAAUUAAUAUUAUAGUAUACGUUUUAUUACAAUAUAUUAUUAUUACCCGUUGAAGGGCUUGACAUUUCUUUUACAACUUAAUAAAAUAGUGCCGAAAAUGAUUACAUUGUUAUUAUUAUAGUAGGUAUUAUAGGCGGAUAUUGUUUUUGGUUUCGUAAUAUUAUCUCGGUAUAUAAGAGGCUGACAUUCCGAAAAUUGAUCAUAGUAGUUAUUAUAUUAUUAUUAUGAUCAGCUUCCUUAUUUUCGAAAACGUCACAUUUUGAAUUUAAAAAAUGUACGCUAUAUAACGAUUAAAUGUCAUAAAAACGAAUAUGCUUUUGUGUACACUUACCUAUUGUAAUUGAUUACAUUGUUUACUCUUAAAAUUAAAUAACGUUAUUAUCAAAAAAAAAAAAAUGUAAAACACAUUUAAUAACCGCACAAAUUAAAUUAUGCACACGUAAACCGUAUGGCACAAUAAUAUUGUGUAGAUUGCGUAUAAUGAACAGCAUCCAAUAUUAAAUAUAGUAAACUCGCUGUUGAACCUUUAAAGAUGUAAAAGUGCCGAUUAAACAAUACAGACAAUACAGCACCUAUAUUUUGCCAUGAACAAAAUAUAAAAACGGCGGUGUAUCAAAACUGUAGUUAUAUUGAUUUAAUACUAACCUCCUUAUAACUUAUAUCACGUUAUAAUAAUUAAUAAAUGUGUAGUUAAAUGUUACACAGUUAAUUAAAAUUUGAUCGGUUUUCAGAUACCGGAGCUGUUUUCACGUACGGCAAAAGCAGUUUUGCUGACAACAUUCCGAGUCAUUUUUUCAUUAGAAAUGAUCCCGUGGUCGAAAUCAGUUGCGGGGAAGAACACUCCGGAAUUGUUUGCCGUGAGAUUUUGGAUUCCUCCGCAGACGUCGUAGUUUUGUCCAUAAAAAUUAAUAUCCGUAAAAUAAUGUACCUAUGGUCAGAUAAUAUUGAAUUUGUUUUGUUCAAAUUAAGUUUUUCUUUUUAAAAAUGAAUAUGAUUACCUAUGUAUAUCAACAUUUAAAUUGUUGUAAAUUGUACCAAACGAUAACAAUCAAACAAUAAUUGAUUUCGAAAAGUAUUAAAGUGAGUAAAAGCGAACGAAGCGAUUCGAGUGUCUAACGUUCAGUAAUUUUAAUUUUCCAGUAUCAAAUUCUUUGACGAACAAAUAUUCAAUAAUUUUUUUUCGGAUAUUAAUCUUUGUAGAUAAACCGACUAUACAGUAUUUAUAGUCAUCAAUAUAGACAUUUAUUUAAAUCUAUAGCUACCUGAUAAAGUUGUAUUGUUAGAACAUAUUUUUCGUUUUAUUAAAUCAUAGAAAAAUAAAGUCAACAUUUAAACGGAUUUGACAAAUCAUAUCAAACAUAACAUAGAGAUUACUAUAAUGUAUAGAAUUAUUAGAUUAAUAAAAAUAAUUGCAGGGUGCGUCUUAUAAACGAGAAAUAAUAAAUCUUAUCACGUUAAAUCGGUUUAAAGUGUUUUACAUUUUAUGAUAAAUAAUACACGUUAAUUGUGUGAUAAUUUUCGUUGUCAUUGUUUUUCCAUUUUUUCUUUUUGCAUAGGGUACCAAAAUACUUGUUCGCGUGACAACGUAAAAUUAGUAAUCAACGGAGGGGGAUAAUAAAAAUACAAACACAAUAUAUAAUUUGCUAAAAAAUAGCAAAUAUAUUAUUGAUAUGAUAUUGUUACUAUUGUUAAUUUUUUUAGAAAACGGACGGGUUUUUUGUUUUGGAAAAAAUAGUUUUGGACAACUAGGCCUCGGACACACGGAAAACGUAUUCAAACCGAAUUGUGUAAAAAGUAAGAAAUAUUUUUUUUUCAUCGGAUACAAUAUAAUAAUCACUAUUGAAAAUAUUAUCGUACAGGUUUAAAACCAGAAAAGGUGAAGCAUAUAGCGUGCGGACGAUCGCACACAAUCGUUUCGACAGGUAAAGAAAUAUUUAUGUCUAUACAAUUUUCGAUCAUUUAUUGUUAACACUAAACGCUGGUCGACAUCAAUUUUCCACUCUUUACACUUCUCUGAUUUUCUAAUUAGUUCACAGUGUGAUCCGCAAUAUUUAUCAGGUUUACACGGAGUCACUAAUGCGCGUUAGCUUAAUUCGUGUUUCAUUAAAAUUAUAUAUUAUAAAUGCACGUUUAAUACAUAUUAUCUUAAUGCGUUUUACAUUUUUUUAAUUAGUUUUUAAUUCGAUUUGAUAAAUCGAAUUAACUUUCACUUUAUUAUUAAACUAUGUAUGUAAACGAUAAAUGAAUCAAUAUUUUUUGGCAGAAAUUGAAUAUCAAUAAAUUAUAUAUUAUAUUUAAAACCAGGCAGAAAUUUGAACUAACCCAACCAGGUAAUUUUGUAAUUUUCCAUAAUAAUGGGAAUAAUUCAUUUUUUAUAAUAAUUCAAUUAAUAAUUAACGCAGAGACUUGAAAUUGUCAUCGUGUACUUACUGUAAGACUUUUAAGACAUGGUACAAUAUUCAAAGUAUUCUAGAUUUGUUGAGUUAUUUAUAGCUAUUUGAAAUUUUUGAGCUUUUUUGGUUUCAUGUGGAUAAAACGUAAUUUAUUUUGAUCAGUAAUUUAAGUUCAGAUUUAUGUUGAAAUGCAUUAACACCACGAACAAAUGUAAUCUAUUACGUUUAGUUACAGAAUACUACAAUUUUAAAUUUAAAUUUUCAAAAACAAUUUUCAUUAAUUCUCUACAUACAACAGUGGACCAUUCAUUGGUGGUUCAACUCCCCCAUCUCCCGAAUUUUUUUUUCUUUUGAAUACUCUCGCUACCCACAUUUUGUUUUAUGUUUUACGUAUAGGUAUAGUUUGGUAGGUACAUAACGAUAUUAUUUGUUGCACCGAAACAUUUAUUUUAGAUUUUAUUGUAAAGUGUAGUACACUAUUAUAGUACGACAUAAACACAAGUAUAAUAUAACACUACCUGUAUUAUAUUUUAAAAAACAAAGUCAGUAGGUAGUGCCAAAAUGCACAAAACAUUAGAUGGGUUGACUAUAACCUAACUGACCAUUGAAGAUAUUUUUGGAAACAUUACUCAUCAUCAAUCGUUCAUUUAAAAAUAAAAAAUUGAAAAUAAUCUCCGCUAAAUUAAGUUCCGCAUAAUGUACACACGUUCAAAAGUCCUUGAGUUAUGGCACCAUCACAAACCAAUUAUUUGACCGCAAUCGCAAACAAACACAGAUUCCACAUCUUAUGGUUUGUUUUUAUUUAUUAUUUAAAUGUAUCAUUCAUUUUUUAAAGAUUUUUUUUCGGAUUUUUAAAAUCUAAUGGGUUCAUUAUUUAUUGUCUCAUUAAUUAUUAUUAAUUUUAUCGGUGAACGAAGUCGUUAUGAGUUUUUCAUUGUAUUUUAUUAUGCAACAAAUAAACAAAUAAAAAAAAAUAAAAUAAUAGGUACAGAGACACGCUAGGAUAUGAUCGCUUCACGUUUUGUUCACCUCGACGAUUUAAUGCAGGUCAUUAUUAUUUUUCAUUUGAACGCCAUUAUAAUGUAUUAUAAUUAUCAUACUGGACAAAAUAAAUGAUGGCAUUGUUGCUCGUAUAUUUCUCAUCAUAUAGUUUUUCUGGUAUUUACUGUUUUAUUAAGGAUUUGAAAUGAAAAACCGAAUGCAUUAUACUCAUGUCCAACCAUUUAUUUUGAAAGUUGACAAUUAUGUUAUUAUAAUAUAGGUACCUACUUCUUGAACGUGUAAUUAUAAAAUAUAAUACUCGUAUAAUUGAGAAUAGUUUUUUAUUUAAGAGAAUUGGAACUGUUUCCAAUUUUAUAAAAUGUGUCCUUUUCCACAUUUUAAUUACCACAUUAAUUUACUGUCCGAUACAAGUAAGAAGUAAGGCUAUUUUUACGGACGAUUAUGACGUUUAAUACCUAAAAUCCAGACAAAACUAUAGGGAUUGCGUUCCGAUGGAUUUCAGUUUCGAAAACUUACUAUCCCAGUAUAUUAUAUUUAUAAUGAAAUUAUUGAUAAAAUGUUUUAUUUUUCCAUAUUUUUUCAUUUAAAUAAUAUUUAGAAAAUAACGGUUGGCCACGAGAUUUUCAUUUAUUAAAUAUUUUAAAAAUUAUAUUUUUCUAACAUUUUUUUUUUUUAAUAAGAAAAAAUGCAAAAAAAAAAAUGGUAAUCUUUUGCAAAAGAAAUAUAUUAAUGUGUAAUAUUUUAUUUUUUCAUUUAAUUAUUAUGUAAAUUAUUUAUUAUUAUUUUGUACAAUACAAUAGUGUCAAUAUAUAUAUACAAAUGUUUAAUAUUUUUUAAUUUUUUGUUAAAUCACAAUUAAUAUUAAAAUAAAAUUGUCGACUUGAAUCAAGAGCGUUAAAGAAACAAAAAAAAUAAUAACAAUAAAUAUUCCCUUGAAAAGUCAAAUAAAAAUAUAAUUUAACGUUUUACAACUAUAGUUUCGCGUGUCGUUUUUGGUUCGACAAAUAAAAAAUGUAAUUUUAGUUCAACAUGUAUAAUUAAUUACUCUUACACACGUCAAUUCAAAUAUCUCGGAAUCUCCCAGAGAAGUUGCGGCUAGAAUAAAAACAGGUAAUAAAUGAUAUUAUCGUCCAACAAAGAUAUUGGGCUCCCGAUUUUUAUCUAGGGAAUUAAAAAAGAGAUUAUAUAUUACUCCGAUUCGUUCGAUAAUCUAGUACGGUACGGAAACAUGGCCACUGAGAAAAAAUAGACGAGCAAAAUGCUUAAUUGGAAAAUCUUCGUACUAGUUAAAGAUUGUGCCAGUGGGUAAUGGAGGAGGAAAAAAAAUGCAGUGCCAGAGUUGUUAUUCCAAAGUACAAAUUUAACUUAUGCAAUGCGAAAGAGAUUUUUUUCAGUGGACAGCUUGUAGAGGUCAGAACGAAAUAUUAAAAGCAGUGAUAGAACAAAAUCCGUACGGAAAAAGACUUUCGAAUUGAAAAGAAAAACCAAUGGAUUGAAAAGGACGGAGGAUUGGGUGUUAAAUAGGAUGGUUUUUAUUACCACAAUGAAUGAUACCGUCGUCAUUAUCCACAUGAAACACAGUUUAAAUUAAAAAAAAAAACAUUUAUUUCCUGCAGAGAACAAUACAAUAUACGGAUUUGGCGAUAACAGCGACGGUCAACUGGGGCAACCGGCGGACGUAACGAACAGCUAUGUGCCCGUUGAAAUUACCAAAUUCGACGAGAAAAUCGUCCAAAUAUCGGCCGGAUCUUACCACACGGCGGUCAUCAUAGGUAGGUAUUGUACAAUAAUAUAUUAAUGUUGCACGUAAUACGAAUGCCUGAUAACGUGUUUUUUGGUUAUUCGUCAUUUAUGGGGGCUAUUUUUGCCGACAGAAAACGGCGACGUUUAUGUUUGGGGUUCAAACGCCGACAGACAACUGGGACUGGACUCUAUAAAUGAUUCGGUCAUCGUCAGGGUGCCUACCGUCGUGCCGAUCUUCCGACCCGUCGGAUACGUGUCGUGCGGGCAUACUCACACCGCGUUCGUUACCAGUAUGUAUAUAUCUAUUUCCAGACUAAUACCUACGAAUAAUUAUCCGCUGUCUUAUUUUUUUUAUUUUUUAACUCUUUUUCCACCUUUUUAUGGAAUCGGCCACGUAAGCCUCAAAUCUUCACCUUAUUGGUCAUCCACAUCUAUGCACAUUUUUCAUAUUAAUCAUUGAGGGUGCUCAAUCGUGUCUGACCAUCAUCGCUAUUUCAAUCCUCCUCUGCCUCAACAUUCUUCCACGUUAAUUUGUAAAUUCUUAAAUUCGUGACUCGUGUCUUAUUUUAAUCACAUGUCCGAACCAUCAUCUCAAUCUACUCACUCCCUUAAUAUGUUUUCCUUAUCAACAUUCAGAAGAAAUCGAAAACGCUCCCGAACCGUCACAUAAGUAACUCAUUCCCAAUGCCUGUAACCAGCAAUUAUUGAUAGAGGGGAUGGGGGGCGUACAUGUGCACACACUACAUAUACAAAUAUGAAUUUAGCUGUUGACUGUUUUUUGCUUAUUGGAAAUUUAUUUAAUAUACAACUAUUUUUAUCUGCUAUUUCCGAUUACUCAACAGUUGUUUUUAUAAUUUCCGACUACAAAAACAGAUACAUUUUUUUUUCUCAUAAUUUUUGUCGACUUAAACGAAUUAAACCGUUAAAUCGCCGACUCACAAAUGUAAUUAUCGAAGUUUGGAGGGGAGGAGGACGUGUCAUUCAUGACUCAUUCUUUAUUCUAUUCAACUAUAACUCUAGUCACCCAUCUAUAACAAAUCUCAUCUUUGCUAAGUGAUGACCACAGUGAUGUUCUGCAGUGUUGAGUUGCAUUAAUAUAACAAAUAAUAUAUAUAGUUGUGUUAAUUGUUAGGCUGCCAGUUUAUCCGGUAUAGAUAACAAAAUAUAAUGUUCGUGACACGUCACGAUAUGUUUCAGAGGCCGGAGACAUUUUUACAUGUGGCGACCGGGAUUAUGGAAAACUCGGCCACGACAUGCAGUCGCUUAGUCGGGUAGACACGUCCGAAAAGAUCAUUCAAGUUGCCUGCGGAUCAAAUCAUACAGUCGCGUUGAGCGGUAAUUCGAUAUAAUAAUACUACAUUUUAUCGUUGUCAAGUCAUAUAUUAUAUUUAUAACAUUUUUGUGAUAUCUAUUGCGCGAGACCACAGAAUAAAAUUAAGUUAUUUUGUGCUGAAACUGCGGUAUUUAAAUUAAAUGUUUUGUAAAAUUUGGAUUGUCCUAGACGCAGGAAAAGUGUUUGUUUGUGGUAACAACGACUGCGGCCAAAUCGGCUUGCGAAGUGUCACGUCCCAAGGUCAUCUAUACCCUUGUGCCAUUACCACCGAGCGAAUCGUUCAAAUAACGUGCGGCGAAAAUCAUAGCGCUUUUAUUACCGGUAAAUUGCAUACCUAUCAGUGUAUAUAUUAAAACAAAAUCUGGUAUGAUGGUAUAGAUGAAAAGUUACGAGAGUAUAUAAGCCUUUAAAUUAGAGGUAAUUUAGUUUAUAUCCUAAUAGUGACGAUAAAUCAUUGUAAACAAAAAAUAAUUAUGAGUAGUUGCAGUGUUGCAGUGAAUAAUAUUUUAAUUCAUGUAUAUUCUUGUAAACAGUUGUAAAUCAGAAAAACAAAUUGUCCGAAAUUUAAGUGUGGCAACCCCCUUCCUUUAUAAAGAAACUAUUUAAAUUUCAAAAAUAUCGAUUUUAGAUCUUUUAAGCUAUUAUACGGUACAAAAAGUGUUUGGGCCAUUUUUACUCAGAUAACUCUCUAAAAAGUGUUUUCCAAGAAGACAAAAAAACUUAGUGUAGAAAACUAUAAAUCGCCUUCCUCACUUAACUUAUAAUAUAAAAUAUGAUAUAAUCAUAGUAAUACAGCUUUAGAUACCUUUAAAUGCUCGCGUGGCUUACUCAAUGGUCUUUAUUCGCGAGGGGUAAACAAUUUCCUAUGAUUCAAUAUUAAAUUAUAUCAGUACCAACUUCCAGUUAAUUAAAAUUAAAUUAAAAGUAACAAUUUCCGUGCUUAAAAUACAUUGCUUAGUAUCCGUAUCAUGAGAUACAAUAAUUUCAUUUGAAUUGUCAUUUUGUUCAACUUCUUCAUUGCUUGAACAAAUUUCUUUGUUUGAUCCUUUGUUAUAAUUAUUAUUACAAAUCAAAAAUGUAUAACAAAAUAUUAACUAUUAAAUAUUACUAAAUAUUACAAAAUAUGUUUACGAGGUUAUAGUUAUUAUUAGCACGGGGUAAUUUUUCUCCAAACGUCACGAUUAACUUUGGCGAACAUUCAGAGAAAAAAUAAUCGAAAAUAAAAUUAUCAACCGUUGUAACAAUAAUCUACACAUACAUUCAAGUAGUGACGUAGUAAAGGGGGGUUUUGGGUGUUGUAAUCCAUCCCCAUUGCUAUUUUUAGGCUAUAGGUAAGAUUAAAAAGUCGUAGAACGCUAACCCUUGAAUUGAUAAAUCCUGGCUACGCCACGGUAUAUACGAUAAUAAGAGACUAUUGUGAACAUUAAAAUUGUACAACUGAUAACCUCGAUAAAAUUAAUACACGAAAAUAGCAUAGGAGUACUUACGGUAAUAUUGGAAGUUUUCGAACAAAAUGUCGUGUUACUUGUUUACGGGAAAAGGCAUUGAUUGAUUUACCGUUUUAUUAAACAAAUAUUUUUAAUAUUAUUACAGCGAGUGGUAAACUUUUCACGUGUGGCGAUGGGAAGUACGGGAAGCUCUGCAUGGACGUUAAUCAAACAACAAUUCCGACGCUUGUAUCGACAUUUGUCGACAGAAAUUUAAACGUGCAGAUGGUAAUUAUAAUAAUAUUAUUGUUUCAUCAAUCAGGAAAAAAUGUUUUAAAUAAAAAAUAUUAAUAUUAUAAUUUUAGAUUCGGAGUGUAGGGAUAUAUUGGUUUUAUUGUGGUGUGCGUUGUUUUAAAUAUUUUUAUUAUAUGUACACAACUUUUCAAAGAAAAAAUUUACUCUGAUUUAUAGAGUGUAACAAUUUUUCUGAAAGGUAAUUUUGUCUAGUUAGUGCAUUAAAAAGGGAAGGUACUUUAGAGAGGUAGUUUUUCGAUUUUCUCUAAAUUUUUCUCAUCAAAUGUGAAAAACCAAGAAAAAACAUGGGAAUAACGGGAAAAUCGGUACAUAAAAUAAAUAUUAUGAAAGAAAAUAUAUAAUGCCUAUUUAAUUAUUUUACCAUAGUACGACAUAUAUAUUGUUGACAAAGCAUCAUUAUCAACUGAACUCCGUUCAAAAUCGUUUUUUCGUUAGUGACGGUUUAUCGUUGCUUGCAGAUAUACAUUAAAUUACUUAUAACUGUAGCUGUACCCGACUCCAUUAUCCUCAGACGAUUUUUUUUUUAAUAAUUGAGCAAAACUGAAAAACACAGAAAUCAAUGGGAAAAUUUACAAAAAAAUUAUUUUAUUAUUUUAAAUUUUGUUUUUUUUUUUAAAUUUAAUUCAGUUGAAAAUAUGCAUAAACACUUGAAUUUUUUUUUUUUGAAUCGUGAUAAAAUUUUCAAAACAUUUGGUCUAUUUUUAAGCUAUUUAUAGAUAUUUUGCUUGAUUUUUCGUUGGUAGGUACUCUAUGGAUACAAUUGUUCGACUAAACAAAAAUGCUUGAACAUUUGACAGGAGGUUCAUUAUAAAUUAUACUAAGUGGUUAAAAAAAAAAAUGUGUAAUAUAGGAUUCUGUUUUUAAAACUUUUUUGUAAAAGUUUUAAAAUCAAAUGUUGACAAAAAUUGUAAAUAUUACGGUCUUUCAAAACAUGAAUAACCAAACUUCGCUCCGAAUUGUUUUCGUUAGCAAUGGCUGGUUACAGAUUCAAAUUAAAUAACUUUAUUUAUCCCAUAUUUCCAAAUACUUAAAGGUGGGCAAGUUAAUAAAAAUAAUUAACUUAAAAAAGUUAAGUUGAUUAAAUUAAAUUACCUUCAGUUAAAGGUUAAAAGUUAACAAAAAAAAAAUUUAACUCGAUAAAUUAAAAGUUAACAUAGAAAAUAUAAUUAACUUAACUUGAUUAAAAAAAGUUAAUAAUAUUUUUUUAAGCUAUAAUAUUAAUAAGUCAAAAAGAUCUCUAGUAUUUUAAUUUACACAUUUACCAAGAUGUUUAAACAUCAGUGAUUUACGCUGUGUAAAUGUCAACUACAAAAUAUUAAAUUAUUAUUACCUAUAUUAAAUUGUUAUCAGAAACUUAGAAGAUACAUCUAUAUUCUAUUCAUAACUAUACAUUAUUUGCUAGUUUCAUUUGUCAUAUUAUAAUAUAUUAAUAUACGGAAAUAUAAAUUAUAAAUUAUUAUUAGAUAAAGUAAUUAAUUUCCAGCAUGCGAUUAUCAAUAUUAUGAUAUAUUAUUAGAAAAUUAUCAAAAUCGAAAUAAAGUCAGUUUUUUCUUUUGAUAAAGGAUGGUACAAAACAAAAUUAACUUAACUGCUCGAUAGUGAUAAUUAACAUUAAAAAGUUAAGUUAAAACAAUACAAAUUUUAACUAAAUAAGUUAAUAAGUUAAAAACAAAAAAAAAAACUAGUUAAGUUAAAAAGUUAAAGAAAAUAUUAGCUUUUUAACAAGUUAAUGCCCACCUCUACAACUAUCCACCCAAAACAGUGGCCACACUCGUCUCCAAUAUAAGUUCUUUUUACAUUAGCUUUUAUGCAUAUUAUGUAGGUGAGCUGUGGAGGCAAUCAUACUUUACUUCACGCCGAGCCAGUCGAAAGCGAAUCAACCGACUAUGAUGUACAAAAUAAUAUUAAAUCUUCCGAUACAUUACCUCCGUUAAAGGUUCCGAAAAAAGUGGCUGAAGAACGAAAAGAGACUGUCGAAUCGUUCUCGUCGAUCGUCACUCAAGUUGAGGAUAAUGACGAUGACAAAGUUUUGAAAGUCGUUAAAGAGGAAAUAAAGGUAAGACUAAUAGACACAAUAACGUUGAAUUCGAGAUUAUAUAAAAAAAAAAAAAACCCCCAUUAAAAAUAAUCUUUGUAUUUAUAAUAUUUAUAGGAAAUUAACCUCAAUACGACCGAUCUACAAAAUCCACAAGUUGAUAAAAUAUUUAACGACGAAAAAAUUAUACCAAGUAAAUUAGGUAAUAUACAUACCUAUUUAAAUGUACACACUUAACAGGGACGGAUCAAGGAGGGCUACGAGUCCAGCCACCCCUUCCCAGACAUAUUAUUUCUUCGAUUUUUAUAAUUGUAUAGAUUCUUAAAUUACUGUAUUCUAAUCACUGAUAUGUAUGAAAUGUAUGGAAAUUUGGACAUGGAGAAGAUUGUUGAAAGUCAUCCGGACAGAAAUGAAAAGUAACAUAGGUAUAUUAAACGAAGUUGGGGAAAAAAGAAUUCUGUUGAACAUCAUAAAAGAAAGAAGCGGAAAAAUGUUUGGUUUAGGUGCUGAGACACAGCCCGUUUAUGACAAAUGUAUUUGAAGGACGAAUAAAUGGACACAAGGGGAGAGGUAAACCGAGAAAGGCACACAUAGAGUAAAUUAUGAGACAAGCUGUGAUUACACUCGAUAUGUGGACAUAAAAAGACUGGCGUUUAAUAGAGAGGAGCGGAGAACCAGAUUUGAAACGACAAGGCAAAAGGCCAUUAGUAAAGAAGAGGAGAAGAGACAUGAGAAAAUAAUAUACAUGAUGUAUUAUAUUAUAUUUUUAUUGUAUUUGUGUUGUAAACGAAUUUUUGGGCCCCUCCCUCAGAUCUUUGCUCUGGAUCCGUGCCUGACGCUUAAUACUAGUAUAACUCUUUAUAAUUAUUAAAAGAUUAGUAAAUAUGCAGUCUUUAAAAAUUGCGAUGGAUUCAUAAAAUAUAUGCAUGUCAUCUUGUCGUAUUUAUAAUAUUUUCAAAAUAUUAUUGAGAUAUAACAAUUAAAUCAAAUCGCCGGACUAAACGUUUAAAACUUAAACUUAAAACUUAAACUGUUUAAAGAAUACUGGCAUGAGAUUUCUCUUUACGAUAAGACCGCACAAUAUGACUUUCUCACUUCCAUUUACUGAAAUUAGGUAUUUUUGCUCUGUUUUGUCGAAGAAAUAGGAAACUUAAAUAACGUAGUUGAUGAACCUGCAUUAGAAAAAGAAGAAAUAAAUACAAAAUUGUCGGCUAACAACACAGACGACAAGCAAAAAGAAAAAAAAACAGUAACUAAAUCAAAAUAUCUUAAAAAUGAAAGAAUACGAGUAAGUUUUUUUUUACUACAUUUUUGAAACUCAUUACAUUAUUAUAAUAUAUUUUAUUGUAGAUAAAUUUUUUUUGUUUCAGUCUCGUUUUUGUGUAGUGAUCUAA
Cinara cedri is the source of this 41477-nucleotide messenger RNA. The record is from the annotation of a GenBank genome assembly. NCBI's taxonomy places the organism in Eukaryota, Metazoa, Arthropoda, Insecta, Hemiptera, Aphididae.